This is a messenger RNA of Pogoniulus pusillus (Red-fronted tinkerbird), 3058 nucleotides long. It is a transcript of the gene FSHR, whose product is annotated as follicle stimulating hormone receptor. NCBI's taxonomy places the organism in Eukaryota, Metazoa, Chordata, Aves, Piciformes, Lybiidae. Gene Ontology annotation, cellular component: plasma membrane. Gene Ontology annotation, biological process: adenylate cyclase-activating G protein-coupled receptor signaling pathway; follicle-stimulating hormone signaling pathway; male gonad development. Bases 866 to 2779 code for a protein of 637 amino acids. The transcript is spliced from 15 exons. The record is from RefSeq and is a predicted model, not a curated record. Gene Ontology annotation, molecular function: G protein-coupled peptide receptor activity; follicle-stimulating hormone receptor activity.
ACAACUCAUCCAGGAGCAUUUGCUGUCAGAAGCAAGUUUCCUCACUUAACAGCUGCUGCUGUGAGCCCACGUUCCAGAGAACAGCCCUAGGCUUUCCAAGAAGACUGUUUCUGCCAGCCCUGCUCAGGAGGCCUGCUGUCUGACCACGAAGGAGCUUUGCUGAAGCAUAUGCUGCUGCUUCAGUAGCCUGACCUCAGGCUUUGGAGGGUGGUGGCUUGGUGUCCUGUGCAAUGAUUAUGGAAGGCAAAAUCAUUCCAGUUUUGCAGACUUCCUUUUCCCUAAUGUGACUGGUCCCACAGUCUGAGGCACAGAGCAGAAGGAAAUAACAAAAGGUAUCCUGGAGAGGACGAACGCUGAUCAGAGCUCAGUGAUGGAGCAUGGAUGCAGCAGUUACCCAGGACAUUUUAACAGCCAUGAUGAAGUCAGACACCAACGUACACGUAGCCCACCCUAAGGUGUAGCUCCAAGAAGCCACUGAGCUCCUCGGAUUUUCCUUGUCUGGCUAAGAAAGUUGAGGAUGUCUCUCUCUGAGUCGCGCAGAGUGGAUGUGAGUUGCCAGACGCAUUUUAUUCUGCUGCUGCGCUGCGUGAAUUUGAACCUCAGACUUUCUAUCCACAAGAUGGGCCAAAGGAUUCCUGCCAAAAGGAUGCUGUGAAAACAAGCCAAACGCAGCUCCAGCAAGGGCAACGUGGUGCCAGUUCUGCCUGAUGGAUGUCUCUGCAUAUCAAAGUCAGAUGCUCCAGAAGUGGAAGGACACAAGACUUUCAGCCACAGCCUGCUCCUGCCAGAUGGCCUCAGAAGACUGAUUUUCCAUCACCUGCAGUUGGUCACACUUGCCAGUCUAAGGAGAUUUGUCCUCACCAAGAUGAGAGUCAUUCCAGAAGGAGCUUUCGCAGGACUUGGUGACCUGGAGAAAAUAGAGAUCUCACAGAACGAUGCCUUGGAGGUCAUAGAAGCAAAUGUGUUUUCCAGACUUCCCAAACUGCAUGAAAUAAGAAUUGAGAAAGCCAACAACCUCGUGUCCAUUGAUCAAGAUGCCUUCCAACACCUUCCAAGCCUCAGAUAUUUGUUAAUAUCAAACACUGGCCUUCACGUUUUACCUGCUCUCCAGAAGGUGCACUCUUUCCAGAAAGUUUUACUAGAUAUUCAAGACAAUAUCCAUAUACGUACCAUUAAAAGAAACUCCUUCUUGGGUCUGAGUUCUGAAAGUGUGAUUCUGUGGCUGAAUAAAAAUGGGAUUCAGGAAAUUGAGAACCAUGCCUUUAAUGGAACCUCCCUGGAUGAGCUAAACCUAAGUGAUAAUCACAACCUAGAAAAAUUACCAGAUGAGGUCUUCCAUGGAGCAAAUGGACCUGUAGUUUUGGAUAUUUCAAGGACAAGAAUCAGUUUCCUGCCAAGUCAUGGAUUAGAACUCAUUAAGAAGCUAAGAGCAAGGUCUACAUCCAAUUUAAAAAAGCUUCCUGAUUUAAGCAAAUUUAGAUCUUUGAUUGAGGCAAACCUCACCUAUCCUAGCCACUGCUGUGCGUUUGCAAACUGGAAAAGGCAAAACACUGAACUGCAUCCAAUAUGUAGCAUAUCUCAGGCCAAGCAAGACCUCAAUGAGCAACCUGGGAAUAAACAACUACACAGGCAACUUGCAGCUGAAGAUUACAUUUUCAGCUACGGCACAGGAUCUGACCCAGCAGAGAACGAAUUGGACUAUGGCUUAUGCAACGAAGUAGUUAAAGUAGCUUGCUCGCCUAAGCCUGAUGCUUUCAAUCCCUGUGAAGACAUCAUGGGAUACAACGCCCUGAGAGUCCUGAUAUGGUUCAUCAGCAUUUUAGCAGUCACUGGGAACAUUGUUGUCCUCGUUAUUUUGAUAAGCAGUCAAUACAAACUCACCGUACCUCGCUUCCUGAUGUGCAACCUUGCCCUCGCAGACCUCUGCAUCGGCAUCUACCUGCUGUUUAUUGCUGCCGUCGACGUCCAGACCAGGAGCCAGUACUACAACUACGCCAUAGACUGGCAAACCGGGGCGGGCUGCAACGCUGCAGGGUUCUUUACGGUGUUUGCCAGCGAGCUCUCCGUCUACACCCUGACUGCAAUCACCCUGGAGAGGUGGCACACCAUCACCUACGCCAUGCGGCUGGACCGCAAGGUGCGGUUCCGCCACGCCGCCGUCAUCAUGGCGUUUGGCUGGCUGUUCGCCUUCACGGUGGCACUUCUCCCCAUCUUUGGAGUCAGCAGCUACACGAAGGUCAGCAUCUGUUUGCCCAUGGAUAUAGAAACACCGUUUUCCCAGGCUUAUGUCAUAUUCCUUCUCGUGUUGAAUGUGCUUGCCUUUGUGACUAUCUGUGUCUGCUACAUCUGCAUCUACUUCACUGUGCGGAACCCCAAUGUCAUCGCUUCCAACAGCGACACCAAGAUUGCCAAGCGCAUGGCCAUACUGAUCUUCACAGAUUUCCUCUGCAUGGCACCAAUUUCCUUCUUUGCAAUCUCAGCCUCGCUGAAGGUACCUCUCAUCACAGUGUCCAAAUCCAAGAUCCUUCUGGUUUUGUUCUACCCCAUCAAUUCCUGCGCUAACCCUUUCCUCUACGCCAUCUUCACAAAGACUUUCCGCAGGGACUUUUUCAUCCUGCUGAGUAAGUUUGGUUGCUGUGAAAUGCAAGCCCAGAUGUACAGAACAGAAACCUCCUCAUCCGCUCACAAUUUCCACACAAGGAACGGCCAUUGCCCUCCUACAUCAAAAAACAGCGAGGGCACUAUGUACUCCUUGGUGCCUUUGCAUCACUUGAACUGAAACACUUGCAUGAAUUUGAGUCUGAGGCAGCGUGAUAACCACUUUCAACUGUGAACUUGAAUAAUGACUUCAGCAUAGCCUAUAAACUUAGUUUUUAUGAGAAAAAAAAAUUGGUUUUACCUUGCUGGCUUUUUGUUCCAUGAAUAACCUUCGUUGGAGGUGGCAGGUUGUCUUUGUCACUUCUUGAAGAACUCAGAACAGAACUCCAGCCUGAGCCAAAGUGUUCUUGUAGAACUGUCUUGGGAAAUAAAUGAGAUUAUAAACUGGUAUCUCCCACCA